AUGGAGCUGUGCGGGGAGGAGGAGAGGUGCCCGCGGCAGCUCGCAUCGUUGGAGGAAGAGGGUUCGCAACCGGCGGUGACCAUCAGAUCUGGCCCGCUCUCCAACGCCGUCGCCUGCCCGCUCCCGCGCUGUCGCCUGCUCUCCGCCACCGGCACUCCUAGAUCUCGCCCGCUCUCCGCUGCCGUCGCUGCCGCCGCUCGCUCGCUCUCCACCAGCGGCGCUCCCGCCGCUCGCCCGCUCCCAUGCUGUCGCCCGCUCUCCGGCGCCGGCGCUCCUAGAUCUCGCCCGCUCCCCACCGCUCGCCCGCUCCCACGCUCUCGCUCGGUCUCCGCCACCGUCGCUCCCUCCACUCGCCCGCUCUCUGCCGCCGUCGCUCCGAAAUCUCCCCCACUCCCGCCCCCUCGACCGCACUCCGCCGCCGUCGUCGCUCCCAAAUCUCAGCCGCUCUCCGCCGCCGGCGGUCCCUCGUGCUCCGUCCGUGGCAACCACCUCCCUGCGUCGGGCAAGUAG
Messenger RNA from Setaria italica (foxtail millet), 510 nucleotides. RefSeq names its product arabinogalactan protein 1-like. The coding region runs from base 1 to 510 and encodes 169 amino acids. The transcript is spliced from 2 exons. The record is from RefSeq and is a predicted model, not a curated record. Lineage: Eukaryota; Viridiplantae; Streptophyta; Magnoliopsida; Poales; Poaceae.